AUGGGCUGCCGGGAUGUUCAUGCAGCGACAGUACUGGCCUUCCUCAGUGGAACAGCCUCAGUAGCAGGACUUUUUGCUGCAGUUUUACUUCCUAACUGGAGAUUGAUGAGGCUGCACACAUUCAACAAAAAUGAAAAGAAUCUGACAGUUUACACUGGACUCUGGAUUAAGUGUGCGCGCUUUGAUGGAAGCAGAGACUGUGUGAUAUAUGACACAGAGUGGUACACAGCAGUCGAUCAGCUGGAUUUACGGGUUCUCCAAUUUGCGCUCCCCUGUAGUAUGCUAACUGCUGUCUCCGCUCUGCUGCUGUGUUUGAUCGGCAUGUGUAACACGGCCUUUGUGUCAAAUGUACCAAACAUCAAACUUGCUAAAUGUCUUGUAAAUAGUCCAGGCUGCCACCUUGUGGCUGGUCUGUUGUUUCUACUUGCAUGUGCCAUUUGUCUCACACCAUCAAUCUGGGUAAUUUUUUAUAACAACUACCUGAACAAAAAAUAUGAGCCAGUUUUUACCUUUGAUAUUUCAGUGUAUAUUACCAUUGCCAGUGCAGGAGGCCUGUUUUUCACUUCAGUUCUGUUAUUUCUGUGGUAUUGUGCAUGCAAAACCUUACCGUCCCCAUUCUGGCAGCCUCUGUAUUCCCAUGCCUCGAGCAUGCAUAGCUAUGCCUCCCAGCCCUAUUCUGCACGAUCUCGGCUCUCUGCCAUUGAAAUUGACAUUCCUGUUGUAACACAUGCUUCUUAA
Molecule: messenger RNA, 738 nt
Organism: Emys orbicularis (European pond turtle)
Lineage: Eukaryota; Metazoa; Chordata; Testudines; Emydidae
Gene: CLDN12
Product: claudin 12
Exons: 1
Coding region: 1-738 (245 amino acids)
Cellular component (GO): plasma membrane
Source: RefSeq, a predicted model, not a curated record